AUGGCCUUCUCGGCGUUGAUCCUCCUUGUUGUCGCCCACUUCGCAGACGCCCACUUCUCCAUCGAGUACCCAACCGGAAGGGCUGUCACCGUCGGGUCGGGCAGAUUGAACGAGAGCUAUUCGCAAUGGGUCCAACCAUGCGCCGGUGUACCGGGCAAUCUCCCCGGCGGUAACCGAACAGACUGGCCGAUGACGGGCGGCAGCCUCAAGCUGGACCUGCACCAUCCGUGGACAUACAUCUUCGUCAACCUCGGCCUGGGCGACGACGUAUCCAACUUCAACUAUUCCCUGACCAACCCCUUUUGGAACGAGACUGGUAACGGAACACUCUGUGUGCCCCAGAUCGCGUUGCCUACGGAUCUGCCCAUCAGUGACGGGUCGCGAGGCAGUCUCCAAGUAGUGACUGUGGGCGACGACGGCAAUGCGCUAUACAACUGCGCUGACAUCACCUUCCGCGCCAACGCGACGGCGUUGAGCGGCAACGAGUGCGCAAACAGCACCGGAGUGUCAUAUACAGUCAUCGGAUCGCAGUCGCAGUCGCAGCCUAACCCGACGACAUCGCCGUCGUCAUCGCCAUCGCCGGGUUCUGGUUCGUUCAACGGCGUGAGCACGCUUGUGCUGUCAUCCGUGGUCGCUAUCACAAUGAGUGUCGUGUUUGGUAUGAGUGUAUAA
Canariomyces notabilis is the source of this 672-nucleotide messenger RNA. RefSeq lists its product as uncharacterized. The transcript is spliced from 2 exons. Lineage: Eukaryota; Fungi; Ascomycota; Sordariomycetes; Sordariales; Chaetomiaceae. Bases 1 to 672 code for a protein of 223 amino acids. The record is from RefSeq and is a predicted model, not a curated record.